This is a messenger RNA of Rhodotorula toruloides NP11, 4524 nucleotides long. RefSeq names its product ATP-dependent RNA helicase DHX36. The coding region runs from base 1 to 4524 and encodes 1507 amino acids. Gene Ontology annotation, molecular function: ATP binding; RNA binding. The transcript has 14 exons. The record is from RefSeq and is a predicted model, not a curated record. NCBI's taxonomy places the organism in Eukaryota, Fungi, Basidiomycota, Microbotryomycetes, Sporidiobolales, Sporidiobolaceae. Gene Ontology annotation, cellular component: intracellular anatomical structure.
AUGGGCAAGUCGCGCCCCGACAGCACCGCUCCUCCUGCGGCGACAACGGCGGCCGCUGGCAAGCCUCAGCAGCCACGCAGGAAGGCCAACAUUGUCAAGUCGGGCAACGCAGGGUCCAACAAGCCGGCGCCCGCCCCGCUCGCGCCAGGAGAAGCGCCCCCUCCUCCUCCCCUCUUCCCGAUCGGCUAUAAAACCCCUCUCUCCCUUCUCUCGGAGCGAUGUCAAAAGUCUGGCUGGGACAGGCCUUCUGUUGAUCCGAAGAAGGGCACCCUGCCGAACUCCUGGACGGCGAGCGUGACCCUGAAGCGGAAGAACCCGAAGUCGGGAGACUUCGAGACGGUCUACAUGCGCCCUCCUCCUCCUCCUUCGGACAUUGCGGUGGAGAAGCCGAGCGCGAUGGAAGCCAAGCACUGGGCUGCCGUCUACGCCCUCUUCCGCUUCUCGAACAACCUUCGACUAAACCUGCAGCUCCCUCCUUCGACAAGAGACUACUGGGCUGCGCUGAAGAAGGAGAAGGCGGCGUCACCGCCAAACAAGCAAUGGCUGUGGUCCACUACGCCCUUCGAGACAGCCGCCGCCGCUCCUCCCCCGCCAACCGCUUCCACCGCUCCCACCGCUUCCGCCUCGAAAACCGCCUCCCGCGCGCCUUCCGCCUCUACCUCUCGCUCGGCAACGCCAGCUUCCAACGGUCCGGUGCUCCCCACAACCGGAAGAACAACGCCCGCGCCGCUCCCGAAAAGCUGGCAAGAAGCGCCUGAAGUCCGAAUGCCAACCGCCCUUCGCGACCUCGUCGAGCGUACCAUUCGCGACUCCCUACCCGACCUCACAGACGCCGAUCUCGGCUUCGGCGAGAACGGCAACGGUGCGGGCAACGACCACGACCUUGACUCGCCCGGUCCUGGCAGCGGAGCGGCGACACCAAUUGGCCUUUCACCCGACGAGAAGGCUGUCGAGCAGCACUUCCUUUCGCUCGGUUUCCGCAAAGGCCACGUCUCUCGCGCUCUCGCUUACGUCCGCUCUUCCUCGGCACCUACCUCGCAACACGCCCUGCGAUCCGAGGUCAUGCAACACCUGCACCUCCUCGUCCCCGAGUCCGAUCUUCCUCCCUCGUUCCAGUCCAGUCGACCGCCCGAUGCGACAAUACGAAACGCAACGGCGAAGGACAGGGAGGAGCUCGGACGAUUGUGGCGAGCUGAGGGUCUUGCGAGAGAGGUGGGCGUGCCGGUUGAAUGGGCUGUCAAGGAGAUGGAGCGGGUGCGGGUGCGUGGCGGACCCGCUUUGACGGACGAGGAGCUCGAAGGUCGCGUGCUGGAUGUCCUUGUGAGGCGUUUGAUGGACGGCUCGUCGGGCGACGAGGUGGACGAGGACGAACGAUCGAAGCUUGCGGAGGAGCAGCUGCUCGAGUGGUGGGCGACUGACCCGCUUGCCGCGCUGUCCAAGGAGGACAAAGCCGACCUGAGGCAGCGACGAGACGACGAGCUCCUCGGCCUGGAAGGCCUCUUCGGCUCGCGCUUCCAGCGGCGGAAAGACGGAUUCGAGAUCGCUGUCCCAACGUCUGCCCGUGGCGCAGCCCUAGCACUGCGAGUCGUCUUUCACCCUUCAUCUCUCUACCCUUCGCCCCUCGCACCCGGCUCGCCCGUCGCCCUACCCACCUUCUUCGUCUCAUCUCCCUCUCUCCCGCCCUACAUCCGCCUCCACCUUCUCUACCUGCUCGCUUCCGCCUUUCCCUCCUCAACCUCGCCAAACAGCGGCGCAUGGCUUGAACUCGCCGAGCUUGGGUAUGGAGGCGUUGUCGGCGAGAUGGUCUCGUUCCUUGAAGAGAACGCGCAGAGCGUGAUCGACCAUCCUCCCGAUGCGAGGGACGUGAUGGACCGGCUCGUUGCGCCGUCAGUGCGAGCAUUGGCGCUCAGCGUUGAAGCGAGCAGGCGGAUCACCAAGGCGCCGGGAGGCGAUGGACGACGGAAAGGCCGCCAGAACACCCUUCGCGCGACGCCGGAACAGCAACUUGCGCUCAAGCGGGCGUACGAGGAGCUGCAGCAGACACCGGCGUACCAGAACAUGCUCGAGCAGCGGAAGAGGCUGCCGGCUUGGGGGAUGAGGGAGAAGAUUGUCGACCUCAUCCGCAAGUCGCGCGUGGUCAUUGUCUGCGGCGAAACAGGUUCGGGAAAGACGACCCAGGUCCCAGCUUUCGUCCUCGAAGAUGCCAUCCUCCGAGGCGAAGGAGCGUCAACUAACAUCGUUGUAACGCAACCUCGGCGAGUCAGCGCUAUUGGUGUUGCCUCUCGUGUCGCAGCAGAGCGAUGCGAGGACCUCUCGCCUUCAUCGCCGCCUGGAGCGGGCAACCUCGUCGGCUAUGCGAUCCGAGGCGAGCGCCGCGCAGGCUCAGGCUGUCGCGCCUUGUUCUGCACGACCGGUGUCGUCCUCGCUCGACUUGGUCGUGGAGGCGACGAGGACCUGUCUGGCGUCUCGCACAUCUUCAUCGACGAGGUGCACGAGCGUAGCGUAGACUCGGACUUCUUGCUUCUCGAGCUUCGGUCCAUCCUCGCGCGCAACCCGAACCUCAAGGUCAUUCUCAUGUCGGCUACCAUCAAUCAGCAGCAGUUCUCCGACUACUUCGGCGGAGCGCCUUGCAUCGAGAUUCCCGGCUUUACCCACCCCGUCCAGGACUUUUACCUCGAGUCGUACCUCCCGUCACUCCUCUCCUCGGGCGCCUACCGACCCAGCGGCAAGCCCGCUCGCAAGGCGACACAAUCGCAGCUCGACCGAAUGCGAUCAAGCUUCAUCGAUCGGGGCGUCAACUCGGACGACGUGCGGUCCUUGCAAGCGCUCGAGCUCGCUACCCGAGCCGAGAAGAUCGACUUUGGCCUCGUUGGCGCGACAGUCGCGCACUGUCUCGAGUCGUCACAAGACGUCGGAGGCGACGUCCUCGUUUUCCAAACUGGUGUGCUCGAGAUCAAGCAGUCGAUCGAGGCCAUCCGCUCCGCCGUCCCCUCAUCGAUGCUCUCCUCCCUCCUCAUCCUCCCGCUCCACGCGAACCUCACCUCGCAAGAACAGACAGCCGUCUUUCGCCCCACCCCUCGCGGGAAACGCAAGAUUGUCGUCGCUACAAACGUCGCCGAGACGUCCAUCACGAUUGACGGGAUCAUCUACGUUGUCGACUGUGGGCGGGUCAAGGAGAACCAGUUCGACCCAGACAGCGGGAUCACACGGCUCGUCGAGUGCUGGACGAGCCGCGCAGGGUGCAGGCAGCGCCGUGGACGCGCGGGACGAACGAGACCCGGCAUGUGCUACAAGCUCUUCACGCACUACACCGAGGAAAACGCCAUGUCGCCCCAGCCUACGCCCGAGAUUCAGCGCACGCCGCUCGAGGCGCUCUUGUUGCAGAUCAAGUCGACGAGGCCGACGGCAAAUGUGCGCGAGUACCUCGGGAAUGCGCUUGACCCGCCCAAAGUCCAGGCUAUCGAGAGCGCUUGGGCGACGCUCAGGAUGCUCGGAGCAGUCAGUAACGAUGCGGACGGCGCGAAGGACGGCGAUUUGAGCGCAAGGUUGACACCGCUCGGCAUGCACCUCGCGAUGAUACCGGUUGACGUCCGCCUCGCCAAGAUGCUCGUCCUCGCAGCCAUCUUCCGCUGCCUCGACCCGGUACUCACCAUCGUCGCGCUCCUGUCGAGCAAGCCCUUCUUCCUCAAUCCGAUGGAGCAGCGCGACGCAGCGAAGAAGGCCCGCGCGAGCUUCUACACAGCGAGGUCGGACUUGCUGAGCGACGCAAAGGCGUUCGAGGCAUGUCUCGCCGCUCGCAAGGACGGCCACAGCGCGCUGCGACACUUUGCCGAUGAGAACUUCAUCUCCCCCUCGACCUUCCGAGACGUCCUUUCCCUCCGAACCGACUACCUGACCGCUCUCUCCUCUGUCGGUUUCGUCCCCCUGCGCGCGACCGCCUCCGACCCGUCCUUCAACGAGAACAGCCAGAACGAGAACCUGCUCAAGGCGAUUGUAUUUGCGGGCACGGCGAGGUUGGUUAGAGUCAAGGUGCCGAGAGCGGUGUUUGAUAAGGGUAUUUCCGGGGCGGUCGAGAGGGAGAGGGAGAGUAGGGAGGUCAGGUUCUUUGAGCCGGAUGGUCGUGUCUUCCUCCACCCGACGUCGCUCCUGUUCGAAGAGACCCGCUUCUCGACGCCGUUCGUCACCUACUUCAACAAGCAAGUCACGUCGAAGCCGUUCCUCCGCGACGCCAACGAGGUCCCACUCUACGCCCUCUUGCUCUUCUCGUCAGGCCGCAUCUCGAUGGAGAUGGACCGCGGCGUGACAGUCCACCUCGUUUCGCCAACACCGGCGACGACCGACCCGCGCGACCAGGUUGUCCACCUCCGCGCCUGGCCCCGCAUCGGCGUCCUCGCGCAGGGGCUUAGGAAGCUGUUUGAUGCGGAACUCGUGCGAGAGUUGGAGGAGCCGGGCUUUGGAGGUCCGGUGAGCCCAGCAGUGCGUGCGAUGCUCGAGUUGCUCUCGCAGGACGGUGGUCUGAGGUAG